AUGAAGGUGGAGAGGCUUGUCGCUAAUGAAUAUGGUACUUUCUUCUUGAAAGUAGCCUACCUUGAGAGCAUAAACCUGGUACCAGAUUGGAACACGGUGUACCCGAUACCGGAUGCAAUUGCUUCACUUUCCAUUAUGCCACCAAUGACAAGGAGGCCACCAGGUAGGCCAAAGCGUUGUACAUACCUUUCAACUAGGAAGUUUAAGGUAUAA
Messenger RNA from Arabis nemorensis, 213 nucleotides. The record is from the annotation of a GenBank genome assembly. NCBI's taxonomy places the organism in Eukaryota, Viridiplantae, Streptophyta, Magnoliopsida, Brassicales, Brassicaceae.